AUGACUGCCGCUGGCGUCUCAAGUGUUUACGGAGUAGCAGCAGGCACCACAAAGGUGUGCUUGCUUGAUAAUCGCGAGGCUGCUCCGUACUCGUGGCGUAUACAACCACGAGUACAAUCAAGCAACAAUCCUCGUUUUCAGGCUGUUCGAUUCAAGGCACAAGCAUCGCAUGCCGUGUGUCUCAACCUUGGCAGCUCCACAGGCAUGUCCACCAGUUUUAAGGCGCCUCAAAAGUCACCUGGCGGCUCUAUAGGCCUGUCCACCAGACCCUGUGAAGGUCGCUUGAACAGCAACUGUAGGAGCGGUUGCAGUAGCAGCAGAUCCAAAGGAGCAAUGGCGUCUGCUGCUCCUGUUGCCAACCACAGCAGCAGGGGUGUCGCCGCUUCUGCAUCUUCUGCUGCUCCUGCUGCUGCUGCGGAUGGCAAGAGCACAGGGGGACCAGCAGUGUCAGAGGCAGUCAUUGUGGGUGGAGGAUUGGCGGGCCUGGCAUUGGCUAUCGGCCUCCGGAACCUUGGGAUUGACGCGCAGGUGUACGAGGCACGCAAGGAGGUGGGAGGAGGGGAGGGCACCAUCAUCUCUCUCUUCCCCAACGGGCUCAGGGCGCUCAACAGAAUCGACCCUGCCAUUGUGCCCCAGCUGAUCCCUCUGGGAGUGACCGAUCCAGCAAGUUUCCUCCUAUCCCCUUCCGGUGAAGUCCUAGCCCCAUGGGGCUACAGUGCCACCAUGACUGCCCGCUUCGGCCUGCCCAUGCUCUCUAUCCGCUGGCGCAACGUGCUAGACGUGCUGCGCGGAAUGCUGCCAAACGACGCCGUCCACACCGGCCACCGGCUCGUGAAGGUCACGCAGAGGGAGGAGGCUGGAAGGAACGGGGAGGUGUCUGGUGCGGUGGAGCGGGAUGGCGUGGCGGAGGGGGAAGGCAUGGUGGAGUGCUUUUUCAGUACUGUUUCGUGUGGCAACGAGCAUCUCGUGCGCGUGGAGACCCCGCUGCUGCUGGGGGCAGACGGCAUUCACUCGGAGGCACGGAAGCAGCUGCUGGGGGAGGGAGUGAGUCCGCGGGACAACGGCAGAACCAUCUGGAGAGCCAUCAUCGACAGCAGCCUCUGCCCUCACCCCCUUCUCAAGCCCCGUCAUAUCCUGGCCAUGGUGGGACCUGGUCGCACAGCAACCAUUUCUGAUGCCGCAGCAGGGAGGCUCUACUGGGCGUUCACGCUCGUUGAUUCCGCCGAUCCGACGGUCAGCAGCGCGCGGUCCAGCAGAAGGGAGGAGGCACGGGAGAAGAUUCUUCAGGCGUUUAAGGGGUGGGAUGUGGUGGAGCAGCUGGUCAAGGCCACUCCCCCCGACCUCAUUCUCGAACGCCGCGUGCUCGACCUCCCGCCCCUGCCCUUCUGGGUCCACGGGAGGAUGGCUCUCCUCGGAGAUGCGGCGCACGCAGUAACGCCAGCGCUGGGCCAGGGCGCCAAUCUCCGUUUGCUCAUAUUUUGCUUCAUGUACCUGCUCUGCGCUCCCUUCUGCCCACCUGUCUGUCCAGAUGCGGCGCAUGCAGUGACACCUGCGUUGGGGCAGGGGGCCAAUCUGGCGUUUGAGGAUGCGGCUCAGCUGGUGGAGUGCCUCCGGGCGCUACCCCAUGCCAGAUGGGUUCUCAGCGAUGCGCUACACUCCUUUCAGUCCAUCCGCAUGCCGCGCGUGCAAGCAGUGGUCUCACAGAACGUUGCCUCCUCCAAGAAGAUAUACGAGGAUAAAGACGAAGAGGGCACAGAGAGGGAGAGCAGCAACGGCAUGAGCACUGAAGCAACAGCAGGCACAACAACUGCAGGAGAGGGAGGAGUUAAGGGAGGAAAGGGAGGAGGCGGAGGAGAGGGAGGAGGAGAGGGGUCCGAGUUCUACGAUUACCUGUACUCAUAUGACACAGUUCCUCUUGAUGUUUCCCUGGGUCUUGUAGGGUCUUGA
Messenger RNA from Closterium sp. Yama58-4, 1947 nucleotides. NCBI's taxonomy places the organism in Eukaryota, Viridiplantae, Streptophyta, Zygnematophyceae, Desmidiales, Closteriaceae. The record is from the annotation of a GenBank genome assembly.